CGCGGCUCGCGCCUGCUGCCCUCUCCACCCUCCAUUCUCCUGCGGCCCUGCCUUCUAACUCUCUCUCUCUCUCUCUCUCUUUCUCGCCUCCCGCGGUCGUCUGUCGACUCUCUCUCUCCCUCUCGCUUUCUCAUUGCAAGCGGUAAGCCGUCCUGUCUCUCUCUCGUCUCCCAUCGUCUCCCGUCUUUUCAGGAAUUUGGAUUUGUUAGUAAGUUGAAAAUAAGAUGAGGAUGAAAAAGUGUUGGUUCUGUUCCUCCACCAUAUAUCCAGGGCAUGGUAUUCAGUUUGUCCGCAAUGAUGUAAAGAUAUUUCGCUUUUGUAGAUCCAAAUGCCACAAAAACUUCAAGAUGAAGAGGAAUCCUCGCAAGGUGAAAUGGACCAAGGCCUAUAGGAGGUUGCAUGGGAAGGACAUGACGCAGGAUUCUACCUUUGAGUUUGAGAGGAAGCGUAAUAGGCCAGAGAGAUAUGACAGGAAUGUCACAGAAAACACGCUGAAGGCCAUUAAAACGAUUGAUAAAGUCAGAUCAAGGAGGGAGGCCAAACACAUUGAGAGGAGAAAGAAGGGAAAGAAGGCCCAACAGACGAUAGAGGCAGUAAAGGAGCUGGAGCAGAGUAUCAGCUUAGUCAAAGCCCCGGCUUUUCUCAGAGUGGAUCCAUCUCUUACUCUUCCAAAGAUCAUGGUCAAGGUAUCCCAAGGACAGGAGAGCCAAAGCCAACGCAUGGAAGAAUGAGUCCUCAGUCCAGUAGGCAGUAAUGUUCCUGAUCAGUGAAUCUUUUGUGUUAUUGAAAAAGAAAAAAACAU
This is a messenger RNA of Corylus avellana, 802 nucleotides long. Its product is annotated as putative ribosome biogenesis protein RLP24. NCBI's taxonomy places the organism in Eukaryota, Viridiplantae, Streptophyta, Magnoliopsida, Fagales, Betulaceae. Gene Ontology annotation, biological process: ribosomal large subunit biogenesis. The record is from RefSeq and is a predicted model, not a curated record. Gene Ontology annotation, cellular component: nucleolus. Gene Ontology annotation, molecular function: structural constituent of ribosome.